Messenger RNA from Protopolystoma xenopodis, 318 nucleotides. NCBI's taxonomy places the organism in Eukaryota, Metazoa, Platyhelminthes, Monogenea, Polystomatidea, Polystomatidae. The record is from the annotation of a GenBank genome assembly.
AUGGGCCAUACAUGGUUUGGCCCGUGUGGCGACGACCUACGGGUGGACAGCUUGAUUUGCCAAUUGAUCUUCUUGAUGGACCGAAUUUGGCUUUCUAACGGUCUCGACCUCCGAAUGAUCCACUUUCGUAUUCUUCCAACGGACGAUCGGCAAGGAUUUAUUGAGUUGAUUUCAGAGUGCUCCACUCUCCGGCAAAUCCAGCAGGAGGUUGGUGGAUUAACUGGAGUCUUUAAGGAUUCAGUAAUCACACGUUGGCUACAAUCACAAAACACCACUGAGCUGGAUUAUGGACGAGUAAGCAUCGCGGAUGACACAUAA